AAGACCUGCAUUUUACUACACUGACCAAGAAUAUUGACUUGAGACAUUGGGUUAAAUUACCUCUGCAGAGAGAGUGGGGUACAUUGCCUGGAAUUAUGGCCACAGAGAGCCUAGUUGAACUCCGCGAUUGGUUGUUCCUACUUCUCCUAUGCCUGACAUUAUUGGUUGAAGUCCUCGAGUUUGCUGCAGCAACAGCUGCUGCCGCGGAGGCAGCUCUUGGAGAGGCGGAGCUUCAGGGAGACGUGCCAUGCCCCUCAGCUUGCCGGUGCGAUGAUGGCUUCAUUUACUGCAAUGACCGUGGCUUGAGUAUCAUCCCACCAUUACCAUUAACGGCAGCUGUGCUCUAUAUGCAAAACAACCGCAUCGACAAUGCUGGGCUACCAACAUCUUUAGAGCGACAACUGACUGUGCGAGUAGUUUACCUUUAUGAUAAUGAACUUGAUGAUUUUCCAACACAUCUGCCUCCGUCGCUACGAGAACUUCACCUACAGGACAACAAUAUACGAACUUUACCCCGUUCCGCUCUUGCACGGCUCCCCCUACUGGAGAAGCUUCACAUGGAUGACAAUUCAGUUUCAACCGUAAGUAUAGAAGACAAAGCAUUCGCCAACAAUCCGAGGCUGCGUCUUCUUUUCUUGUCACGCAACCACCUCUCGAGUAUACCAUCAGGACUGCCUGCAUCACUUGAGGAACUCCGCCUAGAUGACAAUCGGAUUUCAACUAUUCCAACACAUGCAUUUCGAGGUCUCUCCUCUCUAAGACGUCUCUUCCUUGAUGGGAAUCUGCUGGCAAAUCAGCGUAUCGCAGAUGAUACAUUCUCACGGCUGUCUAAUCUCACAGAGCUCUCUCUGGUUCGUAACUCGCUCCAGGCACCACCAUUAAACCUUCCAAGUAUGCAUCUUCUUCGCCUCUAUCUACAGGACAAUGCCAUAGCCCACAUGCCACGAGGCUCCCUGGAUGGCAUGCGAAGGCUACAGAAACUGGAUCUAUCAGGUAACAACUUGACGACUCUCCCGAGAGGUUUAUUCAAGGACCUGGACAGCCUUUCACAAUUACUUGUUCGAGGAAAUCCUUGGUACUGUGGCUGUAACCUCCGCUGGCUUCAUGACUGGUUGCAUGAGCGAGGUUCAUCAGUGACUGUGAGAGGUUUAACUUGCCAUGGACCAGAGAGAGUAAGAGGCAUGGCACUAAGGGACCUUACAAGUCAGUUGGAAGACUGUGAGGUCAGCGUAGAUUCUGCAGGAGGAAUGGUUGGAAACGAUGGAGCAAAGAAGGAGAAAAGUUAUUUUUCGACACAAGCACCAGCUACAACAACCCCUCCACUUCCGCAGGGUUCUCUCUUUACCCUCAGAUCCAGACGACCAGGCCACAAGUAUUCAGAUAUUAGCCAGGACAGCCUUGGAGGUGGAAAUGGGGUUACAGGAAAAUCAUUACUAAUCAGUGUAAAACCUCUCACACCAGAGACAGUUCACAUUACCUGGCAGGCUUCACAGCCAGUCCCCUCCUUCAGACUUUCCUGGUUGCGACUAGGCAACAGUCCUGCAAUGGGGUCAAUCACAGAAACACUUGUACCAGGGGAUCGCCGUGAGUAUUUACUUACGCAACUACAGCCCCAGUCAAGUUACAUCAUCUGCUUGGUGCCUCUCUCUGGAAAUGAUGGUAAAAGAACCUCUUUUACAGCAAGUGGGGGUUUAAACUUUAACACAAACUCAGAGCAUGAGCACCCUGCUUGUGCCAAAACAGAGACUGAUCCCUUCGAGCAGCCUAUUUCAGACCAGGACACUGAUCGAGGAACUGACCAACUGUCAGCCCUACCACUUGCUGGAAUUAUUGGAGGUGCAACAGCAUUGGUGUCUUUGUUCUUCAUUUUUGGCAUCUUCUGCUGGUACGGACACCGUGCGGGGUACCUUGCGCAAGGUGACCAUUCUGUAUAUGGUAGAGAUGUUGUUGGCUCACAAGGUGCCAGCAAACACUACGAUGACUAUGUUGAGUCUGGAACCAUAAAAGACACGUCCAUCUUAGAAAUCAGAGCUCAUGGCUUUCAAAUGACACCAAUGUCUACCCAACAGCCUUUGCAGCCCAAGGCAAAAGUUGAGGAUAUGACAUACAUUCAUACUAUCUUUCCCUCUAAUAAUGCAACUCUAUAUAGGAGCACCCUGAACCACACAGGAAAUCCAGGCUAUGGAACAAAUCGAGGGUACAGAGAAGGAGGAAUACCAGACAUAGAUUACUCAUACACGUGAUAGUCUUUUUUAUAACCCCCUUCCUAUUCUGUUCCUGUUAUCAGGUAAAGCAGUUAGGUAAGGGUUCUUUUCCCUAGGUUCUAAAGUAGGGGUGUGCCGAUUCUAAGGGGACCAUUUUCCCCCAUCUAUCGUACAGAAAAUCUU
Molecule: messenger RNA, 2387 nt
Organism: Sinocyclocheilus anshuiensis
Lineage: Eukaryota; Metazoa; Chordata; Actinopteri; Cypriniformes; Cyprinidae
Product: leucine-rich repeat transmembrane protein FLRT1-like
Exons: 1
Coding region: 96-2243 (715 amino acids)
Molecular function (GO): protein binding
Source: RefSeq, a predicted model, not a curated record